Messenger RNA from Arachis duranensis, 672 nucleotides. RefSeq lists its product as uncharacterized. The coding region runs from base 1 to 672 and encodes 223 amino acids. The transcript is spliced from 5 exons. The record is from RefSeq and is a predicted model, not a curated record. Lineage: Eukaryota; Viridiplantae; Streptophyta; Magnoliopsida; Fabales; Fabaceae.
AUGUGGAUAUUAGAGUUUCACAAUUGUAGACCCAAAUGGGUUAGCAGGAGGACUGGUUUAGCAUGGAAGGAUUUUAUUGAUGUUAAAGUGUUAUACUCUAAUUCAUUCUCAAUAGCUAUUUUGAUCAAGGAUGCAAGGAAGGUUGUAGUAGUGGGGGUCUUUAAUGCAAUUAAGAGCAAUGAAGAAAAAGAGGGAGGUCAUGGUUUUACUUGGUCUAAUAAAAGGAGUGGUGCUAAUUUGAUUAAAGAGAGACUGGAUCGUUGUUUAUCCACUAUGGUUUGGCGGGAAUGGUAUGAGAAAGCAGUGAUCCUUGUAGAUGGGCGACUAAAAGGAGAUUUAAAUUCCAAGAUAGAUUGUCCAGAGAUGAAAAGUAAGAAGAAUCGUGGCGAAGGCUUGGGAGAUGGCUUGUGUGGUAGCAAUAACUCCAGAACGAAUUUCAAGAGAGAAUUUGAGGAGAUCACAAAGCAGCUAGAGGAAAAAAAGGCUGAAGACAAUUUUGGAGGCAACAAAGUUUUUGAGUUGGAGAAUAAACUAAAAGAGGAACUAAAGAAAGAAGGGAGUUAUUGGAGGGAGAAGGCUAGAUGUAAAUGGCUGAAGGAGGGAGACAACGAUACCAAAUUCUUCCACAGAAAAUCCCAAUCUAGAAAUCGGAAGAACAAAAUAUGGAGCUGA